AUGGCUGUCGACGACAUUCCCUCCGUUGCCCUGCCUGGCAAUAUCCUAGGUCCGGUCACCAAAUUUGCGCCCGGACCCGGUACACAUGUAUACGAGGGCAAUGUUGUUUCUUCUCUGCUUGGCCGAGUCACUGUGACACCCCCGGCAAAGACACCCGGCCCUCAAAAGCGCCUCAACAAGAUCACUGCACCUACGACAGAUGAGCUGGCUACUGUCUCCGUUGCCCGCCAUGGCCACAAGCGCGAGGUACUGCCCGACGUCGAGAAUGUUGUCCUUGCGCGAGUCCUGCGCCUGAUGCCAAAGCAAGCGAUUGUGGUGAUUCAGCAAGUUGGCGACACAGUUUUGCAGACAGAGUGGCAGGGUGUGAUCAGAGUGCAAGACGUAAGGGCAACAGAAAAGGAUAAGGUCAAGAUUUACGAGUCUUUUAAGCCUGGCGACAUCGUCCGCGCGCAAGUGAUAUCUCUUGGAGACCAGGCCAACUACUACCUAUCGACGGCUUCGAACGAAUUGGGCGUUGUUAUGGCUACAAGCGAGGCGGGUAAUGAUAUGGUCCCUAUCAGUUGGAAAGAAUACAGAGAUCCCGAAACAGGCAUUUGCGAGCCUCGAAAGGUUGCAAAGCCCAGCUGA
This is a messenger RNA of Fusarium tjaetaba, 627 nucleotides long. Its product is annotated as CSL4-core component of the 3'-5' exosome. The record is from RefSeq and is a predicted model, not a curated record. Bases 1 to 627 code for a protein of 208 amino acids. Gene Ontology annotation, cellular component: nuclear exosome (RNase complex); cytoplasm. The transcript is spliced from 2 exons. NCBI's taxonomy places the organism in Eukaryota, Fungi, Ascomycota, Sordariomycetes, Hypocreales, Nectriaceae. Gene Ontology annotation, molecular function: RNA binding. Gene Ontology annotation, biological process: RNA processing.